AAAACCUAGUUGCAAUUCAACAAUUCUUGUCAAACACAACUCAGACUCAAACCAUAACAGUUCGACUUUAACAACGAGUGAUAGCAUCAUGGAUCCGAUUCUGGUUUUAGUGUUAAUUUUUUUAAUUUCUCUAUGGCUGUAUCAUCGUUGGAAUCAUCGCCAUCUAUUUGCUUUGGCAAAAAAGGUCGGUUCGAGUAGACUACAAAUGAUUUUGGGUUUCGGACCCAUAUUGUCAUCAAAAACCAUUAUUCAAAAAGGCUUAGAAAAUGCCGAAAAACUUGGGCAGGAUCAUUUAUGCUACAUUGGGCCAUAUCCUCAAUUUGUGACCGGUGAUCCUGACACUAUUAAAGAUAUCCUCACUUCGAAAUUGUGUGUCUUUAAAGGGGACCUAACAUAUACGGGGUUAAAUCAUGCCCUGGGUAAAGGAAUUUUAACAAUGCAAGGAAGCGAAUGGCUACAGCAUAGAAAACUGAUUGAUCCCGCAUUUAAACCGUCCAAACUUGUGGAAUUUUUAUCGAUAUUCAAUAAAAAAGUGAAGCGAAUAUUUGAGGAUAUGGAUAAAUGUCAUCAAAUGAAAAACUCCUAUGAUAUUCUGGUCUAUUGUCGGGAAUAUACAAUCGAUGUUACGGGCGAGACUGUACUGGGAAAAGAUUUCAAUGAGACCACCGAAGUCAAUGUGAAACAUUAUGCCCAGCUUAUAACACGCAACUUGAAGUACAUUUCGGAUAUAUCUUUCAAAGUGUUUUAUCACAACAAUUUCAUUUUGAAUUUGGCAAAUUUAACAAUCUUUAAGGGGGCUCGAAUAACAUCGGAGUUUUUGGCGAAUUUAAUUGAUAAGAACAUCGAUUACUACUCAGAUGGCAAUCAACCAACUUCUCAAAAUGUUAAAACAAAAGAUAACCUGGUUAUUGCAACUGUUCUGGAAGCUCUGAAAAAUGAUACGAUUGGAAGACAUUUGGCGAUAUCGAGUAUGGUGCAUGUAUUUAGUGCGGCCUUUGAGACCAAUUCAUCCACAAUGUAUUUUGUUAUGCUGAUGUUGGCCAUGCAUCCGGAGUAUCAAGAGCGAGCCUAUGCUGAAGUGUGUGAAGUAUUUCCAGAAAACGAUGACGGAGAGUUCGAGCUGACGUAUGAACAUAUCACGCAGCUUAGCUAUCUUGAUAUGUUUAUAAAAGAAACGAUGCGUCUAUUUCCGACAAUUCCCCACUUCGGCCGUCUAGUUGUGGGCGGAGAUCUAAGGCUGAGUAGUGGCGCUGUUUUACCUGAAGGUCUGGAACUGAUAAUUAAUGUCUAUAAUGUCCAUCACAAUAAAGAUGUAUGGGGGCCGCAUGCAAAUAUUUUCAAUCCGGAUAAUUUCCUACCCGCCAACAUGGAGAAUAGGCACCCAUAUGCCUUUAUACCAUUUUCCAAGGGGAUACGAUUUUGCUUGGGAAUGCGUUAUGCCGAGAUUGUGCUCAGAGUUACCAUGGCCAAAAUUAUAAAGCGUUACAAAUUUUCAACCACAGCUAAAUUAGAAGAUUUAGAGAUUCACAAUCAUAUUUCAAUUCAGCUGAAAGAACAUCCACCGCUAACUAUUGAGAGAAGAGCGAAUUCCAAUAAAAUCUAAAUAAAGGUUAAACAUUUAAUAUUUCUAAGCAGCGCUUAGAAGAGAGGGUUUAAUACUAGGCAAAUAGAUCGGCAACAUAUUCUAUAAUAUAAGAGUAAAGCAAAAUCCAUGAUAUUAUAUCAGUCGCUUUGGCAGCUGUAUACUUUCAGCCGAUGUUCGAUUACUUAAAUAUCUUUUGGUCUUCAGUUAUGAUUAUUCAAAUUGUAGUAGGCUCCGAAGGAAUGGGCCAAUAUUGUCCAUUUCCUGUCGAACUUAAAUAAAUAUCAUAUAAAUAUUGCGACGUA
Molecule: messenger RNA, 1887 nt
Organism: Musca domestica (house fly)
Lineage: Eukaryota; Metazoa; Arthropoda; Insecta; Diptera; Muscidae
Product: probable cytochrome P450 313a4
Exons: 8
Coding region: 89-1603 (504 amino acids)
Molecular function (GO): oxidoreductase activity, acting on paired donors, with incorporation or reduction of molecular oxygen; iron ion binding; heme binding
Source: RefSeq, a predicted model, not a curated record